AUGGUUCGAAAAUUGCUACGAAUCAAAAACCGAGUUACCACACCAAAUGUUAAAAAUUUUGCCAAAAUACUAGCCAAUAACUUAAUUUCAGGUGUAUUCAAAUCAGGCGAUAUCGUGUGGGCUCCAUAUAGGCGUAUUCCCGAAUGGCCAGCUAUAGUGCGUUAUUUUCUCUCUAUUUGUCCUCAGCUUUCUUGGAGCUCGAUGCUUUUGUUCUUGUCUGUUCGAUGUAUUUAUCCGAGAAAGGUGACGUAUUCGUUUUUGCCAGAUGCAGUCGAUAAAACGGCCAUGAAAUCAGCAUCAUUCAGUUGUCCUCCUUCUAAACUUCGCCAUAUUUCAAUAAUUGACACGAUACCGAACAACGCAAGUGAUGAACUGAAAGAAGCAUUUGAGGUGGCAGUAGAUCUUUUAAAAAAUAAUGGCAAAAAAUUGGAAACAACUGUCACAAUGAAAACGCAAAAACGUGCAUUGGACGGUUCAGGUGAAUCUAUCGCUUCUGUUGAAUUAGGCUCUCCUAUAACACUAACAUCUUUUGCCAAUAUUGGCGAAGUAGUUUGGUUAAAUGUGCCGGAUCAUUUAGCAUGGCCCGUUCUGGUUCGUGAGGUGAAAAAAAAAUUCGCUAUGGUGGAUCCAUUUCCUCUUCAGCAGGACCAUAAACCAGAAAUUUAUCCUCUUAGUGCUUGCAAACGAUUUGAUUUUAGCAGUAAGGCGCUGGCUGGAGCAAUUAAGAGGGAAAAUAACCGGGAAUUAAAACAGGCACUACAAGGCGCUUAUGAUUAUCUGUAUCUGCAAAAAAGCCGUGCAUUCUGCGAAGCUCCAAUCGAUUCAUGUGAAUCAAUCCAAAAAAAUAUUGAAUCAAAUAAAUUGAAAGAAAUAAGGAAGCAGUGGAAUGAAGGAAAUUUGGACAUGGAAGAUGAAGAAGAUGAGGACUAUAGCUCAAAUAUAGACCAAAGUAAAAUGAUCUCUAAGGCAGUAUAUGGCAGUGGCUCGUCCGAUCAACCAAAUGUAGCCAUCAAAGAACUUACAAUUCCGAGGCAGAAUUUCGGUUUAUCAAAACAUAAUGCGAAAAAAAUGAAAUUUUCUGAGGAUCUGGAGGAUUUGGAAUCAGAAAUGAACGAAAAACUAAAUAGUUUAGUUAAAGGCGAAAUAGCUUGGAUUAGACGUUCGGUCAAUAAAAAAUCAGUUAAAUGGCCUGUUCUUAUACUUAAUGUGGAUAAAGAAUGUCAAACGUGUACAUACCUCGAAUUACCUGUUGAUAAUGGUAAUAAAGAAGCUCAGGAAAGAUCAUGUUCUACCAAAUUAUCAAAUAUUCUUUUAUACGACACAGUUGCCUAUGAAUUCGAGGAUGUUGAAGAUGAUGUGUUGCGUUCGGCCAUCGAUCAAGCUGAAAGUAUCAUCCAAGGUCAUCACAAAGUUGACAUUGAUUUCGAAGAAAAAGCUAAUGGAGAGAAUUCUACGGAUGCUGCAACUGAAGAUAUUAGUAUUGGACAUGGAAUAUUGGAUUCUGAUAACAUACUUAAAUAUUCCAUGUCAUACAUGUGCAUGCGCCAUUUAAAAGCUAUAGCAUCUGAACAGAUUGAUUGUAGUCGUCAUAAAACUUAUUCCAUUCCAUCUUAUUUGCCUUUGCAUUUCGAUUUAAAAAUAGGUAGUUUGUUGGAUGAAGCUUCUAUUUCCUGUUUAAUUGAAUAUAUUGAUGAUCAUAUACCCAGAAUCAAAUCGAUAGGUGGCACUUCUUCGUUACGACGUCUUCAUUACAUUGUCACUGUUGCAUUGCCAGAAGCCAUUAUUUAUGCUAUUAUGCAGCUACGAUGCUGUACGAGAUCUGAGGCAUAUCGAAUAUAUGAUACAUUAAUAAAAGGAAAUGAGAAUGAAACUGGAAACUGA
This is a messenger RNA of Dracunculus medinensis (Guinea worm), 1881 nucleotides long. The record is from the annotation of a GenBank genome assembly. Lineage: Eukaryota; Metazoa; Nematoda; Chromadorea; Rhabditida; Dracunculidae.